UGUCUAAAUCGGAUUACAGUACUCUCAUAAUAAGCUAUAAAUAGCCUCGUUUUCAGAUCCCAAAUUCCUCUUUAAAAAAAAAAAAUGAUGUCACCAAAGCCAAUCUCAGAGGAUCGAGGAUCGCCUCAUUUCAGGCACACUCCUCUGCAGAUAAUUCACAUUAUUGGGAACUUCUUGAGAAUAUGGUCAGUUUACUCCAUGUAUCGUUACCUGACCCAGACAGGGGCUUCAGUGGUACUUUUUAUCUUCAGUUGUCUUGUUCCCUCAUCUAUCAUAUUUUUACUCUUGCAAAAGCCUUGGAAGGGAAGACCACUCUCAAAUACACAGGUUGUUCCUUCUGUAAUAAAUGGUGCAAUAACAGCUUUAUACUUCAUCUUGUGGGGAAAGGGCCUUAAAUCAUGCGGACCACUGAGGGCUAUAUUGGCAGAGUAUUCUGGUGCUGUUCUUGGAGUGUUAUCUGCAGUAUUAUAUGGUCAAAGAGGCCAUGUCUGGAAAAAGGUUGGUGGGCUUAUCGCAAUGUUGGCAUCUUUUUAUUUCUUAUCUCAAGGCUGGGCGUUGGCAACAUUUUCUCCAUUCUCAUUCAUAGACAGCCUCGAUUCUGAGGUUCAGACAGAACAUGUAUUGGGUAUGAGUCAAAUGACAGUUCCCAUCUUGGCUGGGAUCUUAUCAGCUCUGAGAAGGGUGAUUGCAAGGCGGCUUUCUCUCAAGAAUCAACUUAAAAGGCGGCUUCAUGCAAUAACCAUUGCUUCUGCAACAUGUUUUCUAUUCCCUGUGGCCAUGUGGGACUUGAUCAUAGGAACUUCUGAUAGCACUGUGGAACUGCCAUUUUCUGCCUGGGCUUUUCUGAGUACUAUUUUCUUUGGAAUAAUUUUGAUAUUCUACAUCGACAGCAUUGCGGAGGAGAAGUUGCACAUGGUUUUCUCUUCUCCAAGGCAUUUAAUGGCGGCUGGAGGAUGCAUAAUUGUCAUGGAGCUUGCAUACAAAAUGGACUUUUCCCUAGCUGGCUUUGUAAUUUGCUCCUUGAUAUUGGGCUUUGGGAUAUAUGAGGCGACUGCCUUGGAACGUGGUCGGAGAGAUUCCUUUCAAAAGCCAGAAGUAUCAAAUGGGAUAUUAGACGAUGAACUUGAGAUGUCUUCUCUUCCAACUUAAUGUGUGUAAUUCUGCCAGGUAUUCCCUGCCCAAAUUCUUUUUUGUCAAAAUGGUACAACAUCUGAGCCAACCGGUUGAAAUGCUAAAGCAAGAUUUGAUAGUUUGGACCCCAAGUGUGGCAUUUAACAAGAUCCAUUACGUUGUAAAAUUGUUUCAAAUGUUACCUCCUGCUUAUAGUUUACGACUACCCACCAGAAAGAUUAUGCUUGUACUGGCCCAUGAAGGGUUUUACAGGUAACUUCUGUAGCUUAAAUUUAAUUUUUGAUCAAUUAAAACUUUUGUUGUUGGAGAUUGAUCUGUAUUUUUUUUCAUCCCAAAUGCCUUUUGCUAAUAAACAAAAAUGUGCUGUUGUUAUAAUCUGUUUGAUAGAUAUUACUUUUCUUUUGAAUUUUGAUGUAUAUGUAAUUCAUUUAUGAAUGUUUUUGACUGUUGGUUUAGUGAGAUGUAAAUGAUUGGGUGUAGCCGGCAAAGAAACGACUACAGGGGGCUUGUAUGAAUCUGUUUUGCGAUCUUUAUAUGUUCAUAUACUUGGCAGUGAUAAAAAUAUACGAUCCAAAUUGUCGGUAUAUGAUCUUUGUUCAUCUUGAAAGAUUGGUCUUUUGGAAACGCUGGUGAUUUUUUUUCCUAUCAUUGUUGUUUGAGAUGUCUGUUUC
Molecule: messenger RNA, 1802 nt
Organism: Durio zibethinus
Lineage: Eukaryota; Viridiplantae; Streptophyta; Magnoliopsida; Malvales; Malvaceae
Product: zinc transporter
Source: RefSeq, a predicted model, not a curated record